Messenger RNA from Malaclemys terrapin pileata, 4826 nucleotides. It is a transcript of the gene BBS9, whose product is annotated as Bardet-Biedl syndrome 9. Gene Ontology annotation, cellular component: BBSome; membrane. The transcript is spliced from 24 exons. NCBI's taxonomy places the organism in Eukaryota, Metazoa, Chordata, Testudines, Emydidae. Gene Ontology annotation, biological process: cilium assembly. The coding region runs from base 568 to 3240 and encodes 890 amino acids. The record is from RefSeq and is a predicted model, not a curated record.
CCUUAGAAAUUAGCUGUUUUCUUACUAAAUUUGUUGAGAGAUGCAAGCUGAUAUGCAUUCGCUUUGUAAACCUAUAAUAAAACUAAGGCAACCAUAUGACCACCAAAAAUGUUAAGAUCUUGGAUAAGAAUUAAAUCAGACCCCUAAAAAAUUUCAAAUGGAGGUGUGGACCCCUUUGGAAAUCUUAGAGCGAGUAUGUGGACCACAGAUGGAAAACCACUAUUGUAAAGGAUAAAGAUUUUUUUCCUGGCCUCAUUUCCAGAAUCUUCAGAAAAAUAAAUGUCAUGUGAAUUCAAUGCUCAUGAAAGGUUCCAGUGUGACAGCACAAGUGAAAGCUUCUCUAUUGCCCCUGCAUAUCCUUAGGUUUUUGGUGGCUCUUUCAGACUCUCAGAACUUUCCCGAAGACAUCAGUGCAGUUGAUGGUACAGCCAUGGGCUCUACAAACGCAAUGUUAGAAGGUGCUGCAACUAUUACAAUGGAAGAGAGAACAACAACGUCCAGGCAAGUUGCAAAAAUAAAAUUCUAGAGUUUCACCUAUUGCCAAGUUUCAUUUAAAUGUGAAGGAGAAUGUCUUUAUUUAAAGCCCGAGAUUGGUGGUCAACAGGUCUUGGAGAAAAAGAAGAAUUUGAUCAAGGGUGUUUAUGUGUAGCUGAUGUUGACAACAGCGGCAGUGGACAAGAUAAAAUAACUGUUGGCAGUUAUAUGGGAUAUCUUCGAAUCUUUAAUCCUCACCCUGUCAAACCUGGAGAUGGAAUGCAAGCUGAAGAUUUGCUCCUGGAAGUGCAACUGCGAGAUCCAAUACUCCAGGUGGAAGUAGGAAAAUUUGUUUCUGGUACUGAACUACUUCAUCUGGCUGUACUGCAUUGCAGAAAACUGUGUGUGUAUGCUGUCUCAGGAACUUUGGGGAAUGUGGAACAUGGGAACCAGUAUCAUAUCAAACUUAUGUAUGAACACAAUCUUCAGCGAACAGCCUGCAACAUGACUUAUGGACCAUUUGGUGGUGUGAAAGGUCGAGAUUUGAUAUGCAUACAGUCCAUGGAUGGCAUGCUUAUGUUGUUUGAACAGGAAAGCUAUGCUUUUGGCCGAUUUCUACCUGGUUUUCUUCUGCCUGGUCCGUUAACUUACAGCUCUCGAACAGAUUCCUUCAUUACAGUCUCUUCCUGUCAACAAGUUGAGAGCUACAAGUACCAAGUGCUGGCAUUUGCAACAGAUGCUGAUGAAAGACAGGAGACAGAGCAGCAAAAAAUGAGUUCUGGAAAAAGGCUUGUUAUGGAUUGGGUUUUAAACAUUGGAGAGCAAGCACUGGAUAUAUGUGUUGUGUCCUUUAAUCAGACCUCCUCUGUUUUUGUGCUUGGUGAGAGAAAUUUCUUUUGCCUUAAGGAUAAUGGGCAAAUUCGAUUCAUGAAAAAACUUGAUUGCAGUCCAAGUUGCUUCCUUCCUUAUUGUUCAGUGUCUGAAGGAACAAUAAACACUCUGGUUGGAAACCAUAAUAACAUGUUGCAUGUUUAUCAGGAUGUGACAUUGAAGUGGGCCACUCAGCUUCCCCAUAUUCCUGUAGCAGUAAAAGUGGGCAAUUUACAAGAUUUGAAAGGUGUUAUAGUUACUCUGAGUGACAGUGGGCACCUGCAGUGUUCCUACCUUGGUACCGAUCCUUCUCUGUUCCAGGCUCCUAAGGUUGAAUCUAGGGAAAUAAACUAUGAAGAACUUGACAGAGAAAUGAAAGAGCUUCAGAAAAUCAUCAAGGAGUCCACAAAAACACAAGAUAUUUUGCCCAAAUCUGAAAAAGGUUAUGAUGAUUUGAGAAUCAUGGCAGAAGUUUCACCUGACUUGGAUGUAGUUUCUCAAGCCAUUGACAGUGAGGUGAGAGCAGAGGCAGUUCCUUCAGUCACAGUAAAGAUCACACUACAGAGUAGAUUGGCUGUGCAGAAAACAAAAUUAUCAAUAUGUGUACAACCUCCUUUAGCACUGACCCAUGACCAGUUCAUCUUUGAUGAUAUAGAGUCGGGCAGAUCUAAAGCUGUAGCGCUGUCUGUCUUUCUGAAAGGGAAUUGUCCACCAGCAGAGCUGGAAGGAAAUGCUGUGGCUUCCUAUAGUACGCCCACAGAUCUCAAUCCUGAAGGAAUACCAAGAGUUGCUCAGUGUAAAUUUAGACUACCCUUGCGAUUAAUUUGCUUUCCAGCUCAACCUUCAAAAACAGCAAACCACAAACUAACUAUUGAUACCAAUAAACCUCCUGUCAGUCUUGUGAACCUUUUCCCAGACUUUGCUGAUCAGUCUGAUGAAGAUCAGGUAAAUGUUCUGGGAUUCCAGUUCUUAACUGGCUCUAGAAUCACUCUUCUUGCUUCAAAAACCUCACAGCGGUAUAGAAUCCAGAGUGAACAAUUAGAAGACCUUUGGCUUAUCACAAAAGAGCUCACUUUUCGUCUUGAAGAACAUUUCAAGAAAGAAAAUAGCAAAGACUUCACAUGUACCUUUUCUGGUUCAGUUCCUUUACAAGAAUAUUUUGAACUAAUUGAUUGCCAUUUUGAGCUUCGCUUGAAUGCUGAAAAAUUUGAAGAACUGUUGUCUGAAAGAGCCAUACAAUUUAGAGCUAUUGAACGACGAUUACUAACUCGAUUCAAAGACAAAACACCUGCUCCCCUCCAACAUCUGGACACCUUGCUAGAAGGAACUUACAGACAGAUAAUAGCUCUAGCAGAUGCGGCAGAGGAAAACCAAGCCAAUAUGUUCCAGGCAUUCACAAAGUUGAAAAGUGCCACCCAGCUGGUGAUUUUGCUGAUUAGUCUGUGGCAGAAACUCAGUACUGACCAAGUUGCUAUUCUGGAAGCUACGUUUUUGCCAUUAAUGCAGGAUACCCAAGAGCUGGGUUGGGAAGAAAGCGUGGAUGCUGCUAUCUCUCAUUUGCUGAGAACAUGUCUGUCCAAGAGCUCUAAAGAACAGGCCCUGACUCUCACCAAUCAGUUGAGUAUACCCAAAGAUACUAGCAGGCUGAAGAAACACAUCACCUUGCUCUGUGAUAGAUUGGCCAAAGGCGGUCGCCUAUGUUUAAGUACAGACACAAAUAUUCAGCAAACUAUGGUCAUGCCAGGUGGCUGUACUCCCAUCCCAGAAUCUGACCUGGAGGAAAGGACAGGUGUACAGGAUUCUACAACAACGUUUACCAACCACAGGCACUUCACAAAGCAGAAAUCCAAAACUGAUUUUCCGCAGGGUGCACUAGAGGAAGCAGAAAAGCCAUGAAAAUCUGAAGAGGACCCUCAGGAGAAUUUUUCUUUUACAAUGCAGCUGUACCAAUCCAUGUUACUCUAUUCUGAAUGGAGCCUUCAGAAGGAGAAGGUCCCACUAAUUGUACAAAAAAGUUUAUUCACAUCAAAUUGAUUAGAUUUCCUUGCCAACUACUCAUCUUAGCAUCCAUUCUCUGGAUAAAGCCUAACCACUUAUGAAACUGUUGUAGCAAAUGUUUGUUAAUCUGCAAUAUCAGCCCGCCAUAAAGAUCCUGUUCACUGAUCAAAGAUUAUUUACACACAUUUAAAAGCAAACUUUGUUUCAUGGUAUGUUUUAUCUGAUUUUUUAGAUAUUCUGUACUCCCUCUCCCUUUGCGAUUAUGUUACCAUUUUCUCAUAAUGUCACAGUUUGAGCAAAAUAGCCAUCUCCUUUCCUCUUCUGCAGACCAAUCACAAUUUCCACACAGGUGAAUUCACCACAAGAAGAAAGGCAGAUUUUCCACCAAGGCUUCCCUAUCCCCCUCCUCCCUGAUUUAUACAUUUGCUCUCAAGAGAUACAGUGUAAAAUAUGGUUAUGUCAAGGGCAAAAUGUCUCCUUCCCUUUUCCUGUUACAUAAGUCAUGUGAAUAAAGUUUACAUUGUAAUUACCCUAAGCACUCUGACACAUGGAUCUUCUUAUUGUGUUUUUUACUGACACAUUAAGUAUGCUGAUAUAUGAUAUUCUUAUGAAUCAGUCUGUUCUGGUUAGGGACAAGAUUUUCAGAUAUGACUAGUGAUUAUGAGUGCAUUAAAUUUUGCUAACCCAAUGUGAGACAGUUCAAAGGGGAUCUGAUUUUCAGAAAGUUUGACCCCUUUGAAAAUCAGGUCCUGUUAAAGUGUCUACAAAUGGGAAACCCUAAAAUAGAGGCACCCAAAAUCACCUUUGAAAAUCUUGGCCUAGAUUUUUGAAAUGUCAGGCGCAUAAAUGAAUUACUGAGAGUAACAUGGAUGCAAUGUCAAUGUAAAGAUGUAUGGAAGGGUCUGAAAAUAACUGAGACCUGGCUCCAAGAUAUGCAGCCAACAUCUGCUUCCUUUUGGUUUGGCCUCAUGGUGGAUCAGACAAAAGUACAAUUUCCAGCCUGUUUGGCAGCGUAUUCCUAGUGGACAAGUGUACACAUUGCAAAAGCUGUCAUCAAACUUGGCACCCGUGUUGUCUAUCUCAGCAGAGACACCAAAGACUUUGGCUAUGUCUACGCUAGCACUUUUGUCGGUAAAACUUUUGUCAGUCAGGGCAUAGGCGCUGACUUCCGCUCCCGCCGGUGGGUGCUCAACCCUCCCUCUGCUCCUGGCCCCCCCGACUCCACCCUUCCAUGAGGCCCUGCCCCGCCCCCAUUCCAACCCCUUCCCCCAAGUCCCCGCCCCAACUCCACCCCAUCCCUGCCCCUAUUCUGACUCCUUCCCCAAAUCCCCACCUCAGGCCCGCCUCUUCCCCACCUCCUCCCCUGAGUGUGCCACGUUCCCACUCCUCUUCCUCCCUCCCAGAGCUUGCUACGCUGCCAAACAGCUGUUUGGUGGUGGCCGGGUGGGAAGCUCUGGGAGGUAGGUGGAGGAGGAGGUGGGGCA